AUGGAAGAGGAAGAGACCGAAUCAGAAACAACUAGUAAUGAUAGAAGAGACACUCAUGCUAAACCAACUCCAUCAAAUGAAUUCAUCAGUAUUGUUGAACUUUUCAUCAGUGAAGGUGCCAUCACAGCACUUGAAAGAGUAAACUGGUUAUUCUCCGUAUAUAAUGUUUAUGAAAUCAGAUCAAGAAUUCACUAUUUGAUUACAGGCGUCUUCAACAGACCAAACGAAACAAGAGACACACUCUUGAAAGUAGCCAAUGCCCUCAACAACUGUCUAUCAUCAGAAGAGAAGACAGAUUAG
Molecule: messenger RNA, 300 nt
Organism: Dictyostelium discoideum AX4
Lineage: Eukaryota; Evosea; Eumycetozoa; Dictyosteliales; Dictyosteliaceae
Exons: 1
Coding region: 1-300 (99 amino acids)
Source: RefSeq, a predicted model, not a curated record